UCGUAUUAUAAGAUAUAUCAAAAAGGAGUCACAUGCCAGUGUCGGGCACAAUAGGUUACGUGCUGGUCCAUUGUCGGGGAGGAAAUAUCUGUAAACAAACUGGAGUUGCAGAAGGACCGGCGACAUAUCUUCUGUCUCUGCAGACAGGGUCGGGACGGAUCGUCACCAGGAAGCCGUUUUGUUAAAAUUGAGUUUUCGAAGUUUCACCUGGAAGAACUUUUUUGUGUUAUCAGACUAUGCACCACAAGCUGACAAUUUGAUUUUGAUGAAAUAUCGAAAAAGACCCAAAUUGCCACAAUUGGUAGAUUGCAGCAGACGUCAAUUUUCGAACACGCAUACCAGGAGGUUUGGAAUGUCAUCCAGUCCCGCAUAAAGUUUCGAUCACAAUCAAAAGGAGCGGAUGACAGUUGGUCUAGAUUGAUAGAGAGUGUCACAUAUUUCAUAACCUCUUCACAGACUCUUGUCUGUCUGAUUUGUGGGCAGGUAAUUGAGUAACCUAACAGUCCCGGCAAAACAGACGUCGUAUCCAAAAAGACAUCACAAUAUAUGAGUUAGAAGAUCCUAGAAUAUGAUGGCUAGGAAGACCUGUCGGGAAAAUUAGCACUUUCAAACGGCCACAAGGACAAGGAUUCAUUGAGAAGCCGACAUCCGAUUGAACAGACGACACUUUUGAUGAAAUAACGCGACAGAUGACAAGGACUGUUCGUACACAUGGCGCCAUGGGUCAGACGUGGGUAGAAAUGGCGUGAGGGAGGAAUCGAGCAAUCCAGGUCUGUCCUAAAACCAACGAUGGCGUCCAACAACCCCAGUGGUAUCCGACCCUGCCUGAUUUGCAUGGAGACACCAGACAGGUUGAAAGUUCUCCGUAUGUGUAAGCACGCUUUCUGCAUAAAAUGCCUGACUAGGCAUGUCCAGAAAUUGGGAGAGGCCAGCAGGACUUUUCCAUGCCCAUCGUGUAAAGCUGAUUGUCCUUUAUCUGAUGAUGGUAUUGACGGUUUGCAAGAUUACGAUGGUGUUGAAAUAACCGAGGCUGAUGGUACUCAAGGACCCAGUGCAAAUGUCUUUUGUGGACUUGUAGGAUUAACUAAAGGUAAAACUGCCUUGUGUCAAAGUUGUUCUUACACAAAAAGCCUAGAGACCGAAGCAGAGAGUCUUUGUGAAGAGUGUGGGUACCUUUGUCUUUGUAAAGACUGUUCGCUGGUUCACGGUACAAAUAAAGCAACGGCAGCACAUACAGUUGUGGCUUUGAAGACGAGCGACGUCGAGUGCUGCAGGAAACACAAGCAGCUGAUUACCAGGUUCUGUAGCUCAUGUACCGUACUUUGUUGCCGUCUGUGUGUCCUCCUCGAUCACGGAGAUCACACGAUCAAGGGGAUAAGCGAAGUUUUCCACGAGCUGGUUGAUGAGGUUAAAAAUCUAACUCUCGAACAGGCCAAGCGGCCAGCGGAUGUUAGAAAGUUCGAGAGCCAAUUGGGCAUGAUUCAGUGUUCAGAGGUGGCGCAGAGGGAGGAAGUCAUUCUCCGGGAGAUUGAAGACCACGCCGAGGUUUACAUUGCACAGAUCAUCAAAAGAAAAGCAGCUCUGAAAGAGCAGGUCAAGCUCAGUUACCAGGUUGUUACACAGGUCACGGAAUGCUUGGAUAAACUUCCAGCAAUUGCCAAGCUGGAGGAGACGUUAGCAAAGGCAAUAGACGUGCUCUCGGGGGCUGAGCCACACCCGAAGGACAUCCAGAAGCUGUUAUCCGUUAAGCAGGCGAUUGUUGAGUAUGGGAUAGAGAACGAUAUCAACAUGGAUAACUUCUGGGACUCGUUUGACAAAUUGCUAGAUAAACCCAUCCAUUUCGUUCCAAAGACACCAGAUUGUAACCUCGGUGCUCUGGAAGCCAAGGAACGAUUCUACAAGUCGAGGCUUCUCAAGGACACGAAGCUUACGUUUGAAAAGAAACUUGAGGUUGACGAUCCAGCCAAAUUUGUUCCAUGUGUUUCCGUCAUUGACAAGGAGUUCUAUGCCGUUGCACACCCGACCUUGGAAAGCAAAGUGUCGGAUGGCUUUGAUAUUUACAAGUUCCAGGGGAUCUUCCAGCAGACUUUCAAAGAAAAUGCUGACUCUUUGUGCGACAUGGCUGCCACCCCAGACGGAAGACUAGCUGUCCUGGGAAGGGGAAGCUCACAUGAAUUUUGCUGUGCACGGCUGUUUCAUCCAGUCACAGGCUUCACAAAAUCAACGAAAGAUUUCCAGAUUCGCAACCCAUUAUCAUUUGACGUUAGCUAUCGCCACCAGUACGUCAUUCUCAGCAAUGAUGGUGGGAGACGAGUCACCAUUUGCAACGAAGAUGGCUCUGUAGAUCUAGUGCACCAGGUGAACCCAUCAAAUGGCAUAAGCGAUGCUAUUAAGAUUGCAUGCAGCUCCAGGUAUGUGUACGUACUGGGACGAAUUCGGUUGGUUGUCUACGAGAGGAAGAACAAUGAUUUGGUCGAGGUCACUACCAGCGGGACCAUUUUCAAUCGCUGUAACCUGACUGGGAUUUCGGUUACUAAAAACGAUCAAGUCCUGCUGUGUUAUGAUAGUGAUAACUGUUCUAGGUUUUGGUUCGGAACAUUCGUUCUUACCUGCCGUACACUGUCACAAUCUACGCAAGCUGAAGCCAAGAUUACAAACAUGACAAAGGGGCAGAAUAGGGCUAUGAAACUAUCCGCCAACGAUUCCUUUGCAGUGACCUCACUAGAUGGUUCAAUGAUCAGAGUGUACACGUUUUGAGUUCCGACUCCUCCAUCCUAUCCAUAUACCUGGUACUACCGACACGUAUGAUGGAACACUGCCCCCUCACGGAUCAUUGUUGAGUGUCAAUGCCAUGUUGACUACUAAGUAUGUCCGCACGGUGAACCAUAGAGAGGUUCCAAAACAGGCAAGGUUGAUACCUCUUCGUGCAAUGGAGAAAUGUGGCAAAAUCUUUGGCGCUAUAAGUAUUGUCUAGUGCCUUUCAAAAAUGCUUUGAUGAUGUGUAAUUAUAUUGACCUUUGUGCCAAUGGCCUUCGGCUUUGCUUCUAAUUCAAAGGACAGUGAAGAGCCAGGACGUUCGGUUCCUUAACGUCUUGACGUCUGUUUUCUAAUGUACAAUUGUUGAAGUAAUAACAGGAUCGCCAUAGAAUGAGUCCAACCCUUCGAUGAAGGAAAAAGGUGCAUACGGUACGAAACGAAAUGGCUUAGAUAACGAUAUCAUUCAUAAGUAAUCGGAAAUGACAAAAUUUUAACAUUUAGUCACAACUUUAUCGCCAAAUCGCUAGCACACUUACUUUAGCACAAAACAGAUUGGGUCUACUAGUAUCAAGUAUAGUCUCUAGUGUACACAUUUAAAAGUACAUUAUUACGUAAUUAUACACACGCCAAAAAGGAGCUGGCACACCUCCGCUUCCUAAUGUCUACAUUUAGGCAAACUUGAAGGCGGCUGCUUAGAGGAUAAACCUCUUUCCAUUAUGAGAGACGUAUUGAAUAGACGCAUCUCUUUUUAGCUGCACAUCACACCUCGUUUAAUCAUUAACACACGAUAUGGCUCCGUCACGUCGAACAGAAAUUGUUCCUUCUUACGUAGGCACUAUUGUAGGCAAUGUUGGCCUCCGAGAGAAACGGCCCAGGUCCCUGCUGCGAGAGGUACGCAUACGGGUAGGAGCCGUACUCGUCGCUUGCACUAUUACAAUUCGAGUAGGGCUGACUCUUCCUGAAAAAGAGAACGCUGAAUAAAUUCACAAGGGUUUUUGCAAUAUGGUUCUUCCAUGCUUGCGAUAUUUUGCCUCGAAUUCCACAUUUUAAUUAUUUCAUUCGACUACAUAAAGUGAU
Lineus longissimus is the source of this 3834-nucleotide messenger RNA. RefSeq lists its product as uncharacterized. The record is from RefSeq and is a predicted model, not a curated record. The coding region runs from base 790 to 2757 and encodes 655 amino acids. The transcript is spliced from 2 exons. Gene Ontology annotation, molecular function: zinc ion binding; ubiquitin protein ligase activity. NCBI's taxonomy places the organism in Eukaryota, Metazoa, Nemertea, Pilidiophora, Heteronemertea, Lineidae.